AUGUCGGUCCUCGGCACUUCCUCCUCCUCCAGCGCACCCCCUAGCAACCCGUUCGACUCCUCCUACGGGUGCGAGCCCGAUGAGCCCCAAGCCGCCGACAUCCGCAACAUCCACCUCUCCGAUCACGUCCCCAUCAUCCUCUCCCACACCUCCGCAAACUACUAUGCCUGGAAAACCUACUUCAAUCUCCUCUUCCGUGAGUACAACCUUCGUGAUCAUGUGGACGGUCUCGCCAAUUUCUUCGCCGGCGCCCACGACGCCAACUGGCUCGCCACCGACGCCACCCUCAUCCGGUGGUUCUUCCUCACCGUCUCUUCGGACAUCUUCCACACCGUCGUUUGCGAUGGGGACGAUGCUUACACGGUGUGGACCAAGAUCAAUGGCCUCUUCACCGACAACAAGCUUCAACGGAUUGUUUUCUUGCAGCAGGAAUUUUUUGGGUGUCAUCAGAACGACUCCACCAUCGACACCUUCUGUCUCCGGCUCAAGACCCUCUCCGACGAGCUCAACGACGUCGGGUUCAAGGUGGGCGACGAGCUUCUCCUCUCGACACUCACCGCCGGCCUCAACGAGGACUUCGGCAACGCCGCCUCCAACCUCACCCUCAUGGCCAACCCUACUUACGAGCGGGUGGUGGCCUAUCUUCGUCUUGAGGAGCGGUGGAUGAAGCACCUCCGCACCCGCGCCGUCCACACCGCGCUCGCCGCCGGCCUCUCCACCGGCGCCUCUACACCACCCUCGGCGCCCCGUCCUCCGGCCGUCCCGCACCCCAUGCCGGUGCCGCAGCCGCCCCAACCACUGCGCAACGGUGGGAACGGCGGCUACCGUCACCGCGGUCGCGGCGGUCAACGCCAAGGCGGAGGGAUAGGUGGCGGCGGCGGUGGUCAUGCUCCCCAGCAGUAG
Messenger RNA from Aegilops tauschii subsp. strangulata, 903 nucleotides. RefSeq lists its product as uncharacterized. The record is from RefSeq and is a predicted model, not a curated record. NCBI's taxonomy places the organism in Eukaryota, Viridiplantae, Streptophyta, Magnoliopsida, Poales, Poaceae.